Pseudozyma flocculosa PF-1 is the source of this 285-nucleotide messenger RNA. RefSeq lists its product as uncharacterized. The record is from RefSeq and is a predicted model, not a curated record. Bases 1 to 285 code for a protein of 94 amino acids. Gene Ontology annotation, biological process: protein sumoylation. Gene Ontology annotation, molecular function: protein tag activity; ubiquitin-like protein ligase binding. Lineage: Eukaryota; Fungi; Basidiomycota; Ustilaginomycetes; Ustilaginales; Ustilaginaceae. The transcript is spliced from 2 exons. Gene Ontology annotation, cellular component: septin ring; nucleus.
AUGUCUGACUCGGAGCAGCCGCAGCCUAAGCCCGAGAACGAGCAGCUCAACAUCAAGGUCAAGGACGCCAACGGAAACGAAGUCUUUUUCAAGGUCAAGAAAAACACCCGGCUCUCGAAGCUAAAGAUGGCCUACGCCGACAAGAUGGGCAAGCCCGUCAACAGCGUCCGCUUCAUCUUUGACGGUCAGCGCAUCGGCGACGACGACACGGCAGAAUCGCUCGGUAUGGAGGACUCUGACGAGAUCGACGCCAUGAUUGAGCAGACUGGCGGUGCAUGCGCAUAA